GUUCUGUGUCAAGUUAUGAAUGUUUAUGUUUUGUGUUGUGAAAAAUUCGGAACUAACAUGGAGUUUUGAGUUGAAAAAGAAUCAAAUUUCUGUUAAACGUUAAACAUGAUAUAUUUGUUUAAUUUAUUUUCUUGCUACAUCAAUCCUCCGUAGAGCAUACGAUGUCUUCCAAAAGUGAAUUGAAAAAGUUGUCUGAAGAAAACCUAACUCGCCAGCCUGAGGAAGUGUUUGACAUAAUAUGUAAACUAGGCGAGGGAAGCUAUGGCAGUGUGUAUAAAGCUUUACACAAAGAAUCGGGCCAAGUAUUAGCAAUAAAACAAGUACCUGUUGAUACAGAUCUUCAAGAGAUUAUCAAAGAAAUCUCCAUUAUGCAACAAUGUGACAGUCCAUAUGUAGUCAAAUACUAUGGGAGCUACUUCAAAAAUACAGAUCUUUGGAUAGUCAUGGAAUAUUGUGGAGCGGGGUCUGUCUCGGAUAUAAUGCGUCUACGCAAAAAAACCCUUUCUGAAGAUGAAAUUGCUACAAUCCUCUGUGACACUUUGAAAGGAUUGGAGUAUCUUCAUCUUAGAAGGAAAAUACAUAGGGAUAUAAAAGCCGGCAAUAUAUUGUUGAACUCUGAAGGUCAUGCCAAAUUGGCGGACUUUGGGGUUGCUGGACAGUUGACUGAUACUAUGGCCAAAAGAAAUACUGUGAUUGGAACUCCAUUUUGGAUGGCACCAGAAGUGAUUCAAGAAAUAGGUUAUGAUUGUGUGGCAGACAUAUGGAGCCUUGGUAUAACUGCCUUGGAAAUGGCUGAGGGGAAGCCCCCUUAUGGAGACAUUCACCCUAUGAGGGCCAUUUUUAUGAUUCCUACUAAGCCACCUCCUUCAUUCAGGGAGCCAGAUAAAUGGAGUCCUGAAUUUAUUGAUUUUGUUAGUAGCUGCCUUAUUAAGAAUCCAGAAGAUAGGGCAACCGCGACUGAUCUUUUAGCUCAUGACUUUGUAGGAAAUGCCAAGUCACCUACAAUCCUGAGCACAAUGAUACAGGAAGCUAGAGAGAUAAGAGAAAAUCAAACCUACAAGAACUUGAAUUCUGUAGCAAAUAUGCAGUUGAAACAAAAUACUAAUGAAGAAUCUGAUGAAGAAACGAAUAUAGGCAACCAAACCAUGCUUGACGCAGCAGAUGAGUGCACCUUAACACCUCAUAAAGAUGGCACUUUAGUACCAGGAUCCCCUAGUGGUACUCUUAUAGAAAUAGAGUCAGAUUUAGGCACCAUGGUUAUAAAUAGUGAUAUUGAUGACCAAACUAUGAAAAAACACGACACCUUAGACAAGAAUGGGAAGAAAUAUAGGCCAAUGUUCCUAGAUCACUUUGAUAAAAAGGAAGCUGAAAUUAAGCAAGCAAAUGGUGUCGCGACUCCAACGAGUCCUACAAACGACGUAUCUGAAGUUGAUAAUAAAUUGAAAGAAGAACAGAAGUACCAAAGCAACUUUCAAGUACAAUUGAAUCAACAAUCACCUCAGACACCGCCUUCUCCUCAGAAAAUGUUGCCUCAGGAACAGAAACACUCGCCUCAGUAUCAUAAACCUUUCUCAGAUGGAGACUUCGAAUUCUUGAAAUACUUGAGUCUCGAGGAGUUGCAGCAGAAAAUGAAUUCGCUAGAUUUAGAUAUGGAGAGAGAGAUAGACGAACUGCGUAAAAAAUAUCAGUUGAAAAGACAGCCUAUUCUUGAUGCGAUGGAUACAAAACGCAAAAGAACGCAGAAUUUCUAAGAUUAUCCUACAAGAUAUGAUGUUGAGGUGCUCAAAAAUGUUUUAUCGUUUGUCUAUUUUACUUGCCAAGUUUUGUUCUGAUUUAAAUGACAAAUUGUUUAGUGAUUUAUGUUGAUCUCUGUUGGUUUUACGAAUUUUGAAAAUCGAAAAAACGCAUGUCGCCAAAGAAAUUAUUUUGUCGUUGAUAUAUUUAUCUCAGCACUGGUUUACCCUCUUUUUGAUGUAAGUUUUUCUGUAUUCGUUUCAGUUUUUGAGCAGUGUAAGAUGGUUUCGUCACUGGAAUGUAUAGAAAAAUGGAUUUUGUAUGCACUUUUUAAGCUAGACACUAAAGAACACCGAACUAUAGAAUUUUGUGGCAUUUAUAGCCCCAAAAUAGUUGUGCCUUGCAUAGUAAGGUAACAUACAACCCGUUUUUCAAAUCGUAUUUCUUUACCUUCUAGUGGCGAAUGUAAGUUGUUCCUGUUUUAUUGUACUUAAAGUGUUGCGUUUAAACUUGUAGAGGCACUACACGAUGUCAUUUCACGUUUAUUCAACAGAAUAGUGUUUGUUUACAUGGCAAUUCUCAACCAAGAAGUAAUUCAUCGCGCUCGUACUGGCCAGUAAUUAUAAAAAUGGUGCGUUGAUUGGAUAAACUUUGCUGUUUCAACUAGAUUAGAUAUAGCUAUAGUCGGAAGAACUAUUUUAUUAACGUUUACUCCAGCAGCAAUAGUUAUAUGUAAGGAUGUUAAAAAAAUAUUUUGCAUUCGAACUUUGUAAAGUCUAACACACGAGAGUCUGCGAGAGACGGAAGGGUGAAAGACGGGGGAGGACGGAAGAUAGGUGGUCCGAAGCAUAGGCGGCGUGAAUAAAUGUGCGGAAAGUGAAAAUAAGAUAAAUUAAUAAGGCGUAACAAUAAAUGAAUAAGCAGUUAUUGGUCGUUAACAAAUUGAAUGAGAAUCAAUUGAGUAGAUAGUCGUCUUACCGUGAUGGUGUCUUAGUGUCAUAUGUUCGCCUCAAAAUUGCUCAUAUCACUUCCAAACUAUCCCCGCACUUGGAAGUAAUUGGUAACCAACAAUGUCCCUUGUCCAUGGUCAUCUGAAGUUGAAUCCCUAACACACAAACUAAGGAGGUGGCAUCACAUAGUCAUUGUCACUAUUAUCACUAGUAUCUAACAAGCUGCCAUCGCUGUCACUCGUUUCUCCCAAGUUAAUAAUUAUCUCUUCCUGUAUUUCUCCUAUUAGCCGAUCUUCCAAUAUCCAUCUUCAAUUUUGGUGACGUGUUGUAUAACUUUUCGCCAAGAUGUGACGAAAUCGUAGAUUUUUCUUGUACUUAGUAUACUUAUAUUGAUGACAUUUUUCACAAUAGUACUCCUCAAAUGAUUAGUACAUUUUGUUUAAGUAUAUAUAUAUAUACAUAUAUAUAAAUCUCAUAUCUUUACGCGAAACGAAAUACGUCUGGCAUCCCGUAUUUUUUGCCCGCAUUUUUUUGCCUCGCAAACUCUCGUGUGGCAGACAUUACUUUGGAAAAGGUUGCCGGGUAAACCGGAAUGUUAGUAUAGUAUAUAAACUAGCAUUACAGGCCUAGUAGGCCCAUGGCUUGAUUAAUAAUCCUUCGCCAUUCUUCUCUAGCGAUUGUUUUCCAGUCAUAUAUGAAUAAUUUCCUCAGGUCGUCUUUCACCUGUUUUCCACCUAGUCCUAGGUCUGCAUCUCCUUUUCUUUCCCCCUAAUUGAUGGAUAAGCAGUGCCUUUGAUAUCCUAUGUUAUGUCAUUCUUUGUGUCCCAACCAUCUCAACCUCUGAACUUUUAUGAUCGCCGUUAUGUUUGGCUCUGUGAACAGUUUUAUCAACUCAUCAUUUGUUCUUCGUGCUCACGUAGCAUCUUGUAACAUUUUGCCACCUAAAAUCUUAACACCUUUCAUUCCAGCUUUGCUCUUGUUAUGGCCCAUGUUUUAAAUGCAUAACGUGGCAUUAUUAGCGUUUUGUAGAUCCUGAUUGUAGCCUAGCUCUCCCUAGUAGAGUAACUCUUAAAACAUGUCUGGUUACGUUUAUUGGUUGAGAGAAGCAAGUUCGAAUUUUGUAACCAAUAUAACAAAUAUUACCUUCAAGAGAAUUUAGGCAAAGCGAAAAAGGUUUGUUUAUGAUUUUGUCGUCACCUCAAAGCAGAUACAACUAUGGGAUAUGUUCCAGAAGUUACAUAAAACUUCAUCGAUGUUUUAGACUUCUUUCGUUUUUUCUCAAAGUACAAAAAAACAAAAUUGUGUACUUUCAAAAUGUAACUAAUGUCAUUCAUCACACAUGUGCUAUUUGCCAGUGUAGCAGCGAUGAAUCAGAAAAACAACCGCACAAUUUUCUUGCAACCAGCAACAUUUCUUGGUUCCACACUUUUCUUGAAAAAAUCAUUUUAGUGCCAUGCAAGAAGUUCGUUUUUGAGAAGGAAUACAACUUAUUUCACUAUGUGGGUGAAAAAAGUAUUGGCAUACAUUUUUUCUUGAAUCUCAAUAAUUAAUAAAUGAAUUUUUAUUUGAAAAGUAACAACCAAAUAGCAAUUUCUGAUGGCAAUAUAUUGAGCAAAUUAAAAAUUAUAUAAGCAUAACAAUAUGUCAUGUUCCAAAGAAGUAUUGGCACACUAAAGAAACAAACAAGUAAAACAGUUUUGACAAGAGUUAUUUACAGCUAUACCAGCUAUCCAUAAUGCCCUGAAGUCAUAGUGGCAUGGAAUUCCUGAGUAAAUUCUAUUCUAAUUUGACUUAAUAAGAACAUCUUGUAGCUGACGUUUUGCAGAUUUUUUCUUUUUCAGGCCUUCAGGUCCAAUAAAUUUGUUUUGAAAUAAUUUAUUUAUACAUAAUAAUACAAAAUGUAUAACCAGUUUUAACAGUAAUUCUCCAAUCAGUGCUUGCAAACACUGACCACGAGAAUAACAAAAUAAUCAAUAUCUAUAAAAUAUAAACUGCAAUGUUGCGCAUAAUUUCAAGAAAUAAAUUAAAUAACAUUUUUAAAAUCUUUCAAUUCUCUAACAAAACUUCUAUAGUUUUAAUUGCCUGUGAUUGGAUUUUUUGAACGUAUAUUAGUUCUCGUGGAAACUUGAUAAACAUUAUUUAGUGAUCUUGUUUGGAGGUCAUGCACGUUAUGGUAAAACCUACUAUUUAUGUUACUUUUUUGUAGAUUAUUUAUAAUUUUAUAAAAUAGUUUACAUUGUUCCACCUCCAUUAUCACUCUUGAUUUAUUUGAAUUUAAAUUUGAAUAAAUUGUAUUAUAACUUGUAAGCCAAUCAAAAUUGAACAAUAUCCUCAAAAUUUCAUUUUGCAAAACUAGAGCUUUAUUAAAAUUAACUUCACCGCACAUACCCCAUACAGGCAAGAUGUACCUAAAGUGUAUGAGAAAGAAGGCAUUAUAAAUUUGAAAUUUGCUUUUGUUAGACAAAUAAUCUCUACUCUUAUAUUUAUAACCAUUGAAACUAUUUUAUCAGAAAUUCCAUUUAAAUGUAGUAACCAAUUCUAAUUUUCAUCUAUUAGUAAUCCCAAACAUUCAAUACUCGACACUUUUUCUAGCGCUAUAUUAUUUAUGUUAAUCUUUAGGUUAUUUUUGUCUGCCAAAUGACAGCUACAAGACGUUUUUUGAUCCUUGAAUCUCAUAUUUCCUAUUAUUAUUCUUAUAUUUUAAUUUGCUCAAUCUGUUGCCACCAAAAUGUUUAGAUAGAUUUAGUAUCAAAAACAUAGGGAGUGCCAAUACUGUUUUGGCUCAUUGAAUGAACGCUCGUCAAAAUAGUCUUUGUUAAUAUCAAGAUUUUGAGAUGUUUCAUAAUUUUUAAUAGGUUCACGUAUAGCAAAAAUAACCAGAAUCAGCACAUUGUUUUUCGAGGUAUUAGAAAGCAUUAAUUAUUUUGACGAGCUGUCCCUAGUUUUCAAAGGCAGAUCACUCAUAGAGUCUGCGUUGUUACUGUUAGAUAUCUGAUCAACUAACUAGUUUAUCAGAAUGUUAGAUAUUCUAUUUUGAUAAGCUCACGAUUAUACAGUAUGAGAAACUAUGUAACAUUAGAAGGAAUAUAAACACACUACGUUUUGAUGAUUGGUUACUCAUAUGAUAAUUUUCAGAUGCUAGUUCGAAUCUUCAGAUUUCUAUACUUUUAGUUUAUCAGCUUUUAAACCUGUGUGACAUUGUACAGUAAUUUUCUAAUUCGUCAUACUAAAUUUAACAAAUGUGUACAAUAUGUACGCUUGCUGUGCCUUUAGUAGUUUAAGUAGCUGUAGUUUGGUAGGACUGUAACCAUAUUUUUUGACGAUCCAUAAUAAAAAAUCAUUCAUCUA
Molecule: messenger RNA, 6032 nt
Organism: Acanthoscelides obtectus
Lineage: Eukaryota; Metazoa; Arthropoda; Insecta; Coleoptera; Chrysomelidae
Source: the annotation of a GenBank genome assembly